GGCAUUUUGGUUGUGCUAUGUGCAGUAAGACUUUCAUCCAUAAAGCAAGUCUUCGUAACCACAUGAGGAUACAUACUGGAGAACGACCAUUUACAUGCAAUGUUUGUGAUAAGGGUUUUAUACAGAAGUCAGACCUUAAUAAGCAUGUGAGAAUACAUACUGGGGAGCGGCCUUUUUCAUGUGAUGUUUGUAAAAAAUGUUUCACAGAAAAAGGCCUUCUCAAUAAGCAUAUGCGGAGACACACAGGAGAACGUCCUUUUUCUUGUGAUGUUUGUUAUAAGAGUUUUACUGAAAAAAGUGUCCUUAAUAAGCAUAUGAGAAUACAUACAGGAGAGCGUCCAUUUUCUUGUAAUAUCUGCGGUCGAAAUUUUAUUCAAAAACCAGAUCUUAACAAACACCUAAGGACUCAUUCAGGAGAGCGGCCAUAUUCUUGUGAAUUAUGUGGAAGCAGUUUUUCUCAAAAAGGUACAUUAAACAAGCAUAUGAGGCAGCAUACAGGUGAAAGACCUUACGCUUGCAGUGUAUGUGGUAAGACUUUUAAUGAAAAAGGGACACUGACAGUCCACAUGAUAUGUCAUACAGAUGAACGUCGGUUUCCUUGUUGUAUUUGUGGCAAGAGAUUUCGUCAUAAGAUUACCCUAGUAAAGCAUAAGAGAAUACAUACUGGGGAACGUCCCUAUUCCUGUGAUAUAUGUGGAAAAUGUUUUUCUGAUAAAACUGUUAUCAAUAUACACAUGAGGACUCAUACUGGAGAACGGCCAUUUGCAUGUAACUUGUGCGGUAAAACGUUCACACAGAGACCUGAUCUGAAAAAUCACAUGGCAACUCAUUCUGGAGAAAGGCCUUUUCAGUGUGACUUAUGCGGAAGAAAUUUUGCUCUAAAAAAUAUCCUUAGAAAGCACAAAAGAGUACAUGCAAAGUAUCAAGCGCCUAUUAAGUCAUCUAGCAAUGAUAUCAGUAGAGAACAAAAUCCAAAAGGAGAAAUCAAUAGUGACCCCGCAUUUUCUUGUUUGAAAUGUAAUAAGAAGUUUCCAUGUACAGUCAUGUUUAAUAAACAUAUGGAACAUCAUGCGGUAGGCAACGUGUUCCCUUGUGAUGAAUGUGGGGAGGAUUGCAAUAAUAAAUCUGAUCUCUGGAAACAGGAGUGUAAGCACAAAGCAGAAAUAUCUUUCAUUAAAAUUGAUGAUGAAAAGCAAUAUGCCAAAACUGAAUCUGUUCCUCAUGUGGAUUUACAAAAUGAUUCCAGUGAGGCCUCAACUACAGUUGAUGUGGUUGACAGUCAAAUAUCUCAAGAACAACUUGAAGCCUGUUCAUCAAAAGCUCUGGAUCCUUUGUUAAUUGCCAAAGUAGAAAUGAAGCAAGAAACUCUUGAUAUUCAAGAAAUAUCUGUAAAACAGGAAGAAAUAGAAGAUAUACCUAUGAAACAUCUUUGAGCGAUUACUUACCAUCAUAAACUUCCCAUGUUGGUAUUUAAAAUUUCUUAUUUAAAAUUUCUUUCUCUCUCUCUUUCUCUCAGUAAAAAAGAUUCAUGAAUUUUCCAACAACUAGUUUCCAUCAUAAAUUUAUUUUCACAGAAUUUUUUUUUUUGUCUAAAUCCUGGAAGGCUUAAUCGUUAUGAAAGCAAUUUUAAGGAGCUUAGACUUGAAGUCUUCCAUUAUCAUUCCAAAUCAGGUAUAUACUGCAAAGGGUGAGAUUCCUAUCAACUGAUGAAAGAACCUCAAAUCUUUUGCACUUCCUCUUCGGUAUAAAACUUUGGUCAACAGUAUCCCUUAUAAUUCCUACUAUUGUUUAGGUAUUGGAUAAUUUAUGGCAUUUCCCUUAAAUAUAUAUUAUGUUUCUUUAAAAAUUGCAAGCUUGAUUGUACAUAAUACUGCAAGAGUUCAUGGAUUAUAAUUACAUUCUUUAUGAAAAAAAAAUCUUUCAAAAUAGUGUUAUUUUUCCAUAUAUUAUCUUCAGUAGCGAGCUGUUAGUCAUUUUUCUUAAGUAACUGACCCCAUGCAUUAACUGUGUUUAUUGUAUAUAUAUACACAAAAGUGCACAUGUUUUCCCGCUGAGAGGUUAUAUCAGGAAAAGUACUGCACUAUAUUUAUUACCUUUACUAUAGCAAAAUUAAUUGCAUUGUUAUGUGUAAAAGGUCUCCUGAAUUCAUCCUUUGCACUAAACAACACAGUUUAAAACUAUAGUACAGUACAUGCAGUAUGAAUAAUUGUGAUGACAAGCAAUACAUUUUUAAUACUUUAAUAACAUGUAAACUAAUGUGCUGAAGAAUGAUCAAGAUUAUUUUAUCUGAUGUACAGAGAAAUAAUAUCCCAUCAUUUGAUUAAUGAUUAGAUUUCAACUGCUCUGAAGUAAUAUGACAGACUAUUCUUUUGAUCCUUUCCUGGCUCGUCUUCAUUUGGUAUAGAUCUUUACAUUGUAAGUUAAAGACUUUAUUGUUAAUGAUAUCCAUUACGUGUAUCCAAUGUUUCAAAUUAUGCACAGCAACUGCCACGAAUUAGAAUUCGUAGAGGUUGCUUUGUGUAAUGAGAGAUUACAAAUCAUUCAUAGAAUUUUGCUCUUGUGACUUCAGAAAGGAGAGAGAGCUUAUUGGAUCACAUUAGAACAAAUAUUGUAACAUAUUUGGAAGCUUGUUUAUGUGAAAACUUGAAAAGCAUAUUAAAAGAAGACUUUUUGCAUCUUGUACCAUUUUUUCAUUUUUCAAAUGAAUAAGACUGGAUAAAUACCAAUGUCACAGAUUUUUUUUUAUUACUAUGAAGCAGCAAAGUAUGACAAGACACAUAGGUAUGUUUCAAGGCUUCUUUCCAUUGUUAAAUAUGAGUUUAUCGUGACUGUAUUAUAUGUUGUGGGGAUGCAAUUUGACCAAACAUUUUCUUUACAGAAGCAUUACUGAGUAUUGAUGUAGGAGAACAGAAAAUUCCUUGUGAAAAGAUUAAUAUACUUUGUAUUUUUGAAGCAAUGUAAAUUUUAGUUUUUUUUUUUUUUUUUUUUUUUUUUUUUUUUUUUUUCUAAAGCUUGGUUUACCUGUAACGAUUGUCAUGUCUUGCUUUAGGAAUUUAAUUUACAGUAACUAUAUUUAGCCUAGGUACUAAAGGAAUUUAAUGUGUUUUAUGUUUGAAAUUUGCCAGUUGGCCACCAUAAUUGAGUAUUCUUCCUGCCAAGAGGUGUUGGUGUAGCUGCAAAAUAGCUUUUGUACACUAUAGUAUUUGUUUUUCUGCAUCAUAAACUUAUAGAUUUACAGUGUACAUAUUGUCAAGAAGUGGUAUGGUUGUGGUUAGUCAACAUCUCGAAAAUGGUAUGUUAGAUGGAAAUCGGCACUUAUUUAU
Molecule: messenger RNA, 3323 nt
Organism: Macrobrachium nipponense
Lineage: Eukaryota; Metazoa; Arthropoda; Malacostraca; Decapoda; Palaemonidae
Product: zinc finger protein OZF-like
Exons: 1
Coding region: 18-1433 (471 amino acids)
Biological process (GO): regulation of transcription by RNA polymerase II
Cellular component (GO): nucleus
Molecular function (GO): RNA polymerase II cis-regulatory region sequence-specific DNA binding; DNA-binding transcription factor activity, RNA polymerase II-specific
Source: RefSeq, a predicted model, not a curated record